Molecule: messenger RNA, 2088 nt
Organism: Filobasidium floriforme
Lineage: Eukaryota; Fungi; Basidiomycota; Tremellomycetes; Filobasidiales; Filobasidiaceae
Product: amylosucrase
Exons: 7
Coding region: 48-1946 (632 amino acids)
Biological process (GO): carbohydrate metabolic process
Molecular function (GO): amylosucrase activity
Source: RefSeq, a predicted model, not a curated record
GUUACACUGCCCUAUCAAUUCGUUCGCGCUCCAGAUUGUCAAUCACGAUGCUCACCGUCACUCAACAAGCUCAGGCGGCGCUCUCACACGUCAAACAUGCGCUCCAGGCGUCCAAAUCGCAUGCCUAUCUACUCGAGGACCAGGCAUUUGUGGACCGGCUGGAUAUGAAUUUUGUCACGAUCUACGGGAUCCAAUCUGAGCUGUAUGGGUAUCGAGCGGAUUGUUUGGCGAGCUUGGUCGAGCUCGUCACUAUCAUCGCGGAAGCUUGGCAAGAACGGCCGGAUCAUCUACGAAAGCUCGACAAGAAGCGAGAGCUCGAACCAGAGUGGUUUCAGUCCAACGAAAUGUUGGGCGGAGUUUGCUACGUCGAUCGCUACGCGACAGACCUCUCCUCGGUUCGAGAGCGAAUACCCUACUUCCAGUCGCUCGGUUUGACAUACGUCCACCUCAUGCCGCUCUUCGACAGCCCUGAGCCGAAAAACGACGGAGGUUACGCGAUCUCCAGCUAUCGAAGGGUCAAACCCGCCCUGGGUGAUAUGGAACAGUUGAAAGCGUUGGCAAAGGAAUUUGACGCAGCGGGGAUUUCCCUUGUUCUGGACUUUGUCUUCAACCAUACCGCCUGGGAUCACGAUUGGGCCAAACGAGCACGGGCAGGAGAAAAGGCGUACGAAGAGUUUUACUGGAUCUUUCCCGAUCGGACCAUGCCGGACCAGUACGAACAGACGACAAGGGAGAUCUUCCCGGACGACCAUUCGGGGAGUUUCAUCCAGCUGGAAGAUGGGAGGUGGAUCUGGUCGACGUUUUAUCAUUAUCAGUGGGACCUCAAUUAUUCGAACCCGAGGGUGUUCAACGCGAUGGCUAGGGAGAUGCUCUAUCUCGCCAAUGCUGGAGUCAAUAUCUUGCGGAUGGACGCCGUCGCCUUCAUUUGGAAGCAGAUUGGGACCACCUGCGAAUCCCUUCCCGAAGCGCACAAGAUCCUUCGCUGUUUCAACGCCGUAUGCAGGAUCGCAGCGCCCUCGCUAAUCUUCAAGUCGGAAGCUAUCGUUCAUCCGGACUUUAUCGUCCAGUACAUCGAUCGCUACGAAUGUCAGAUUUCGUACAAUCCUCUACAGAUGUGCCUGUUAUGGGAAAGCCUCGCCACGCGGAACGUCGAGUUGCUCUCCCAAGCGCUGGAAAGACGGCACAACCUGGUCGGAGGAUGCGCUUGGGUCAAUUAUGUGCGGUCGCACGAUGAUAUCGGCUGGACGUUCGCGGACGAAGACGCUAUCGAGCUAGGUAAAGAAGGAGGCCAGCAUAGGAAAUUCCUCAAUGCGUUCUUUGUCAAUCGUCAUCCGGGAAGUUUCGCUCGAGGGGUACCAUUCCAGGACAACCCAAAGACCGGGGACUGCCGGAUCGCCGGGACGUGCGCUUCUCUGAGCGGUCUCGAAUCCGGCGAGCCCGGGUCGGUCGGACGGAUACUGCUAAUGCACUCGAUCAUCAUGUCCACCGGAGGGAUCCCUCUGCUUUACCUUGGCGACGAACUGGGCACACUCAAUGAUUAUUCUUACAUGUCCGAACCGGACAAGUGGGACGAUUCGAGAUGGGUCAACCGGCCCAAGUUUGAUCUGGCCAGGUUUGAGCAACGGAAGGACGCGAAUUCCAUAGCGGGACAGAUCUUUGCUGGAUUUCAGAGGAUGAUCAAGGUGCGAAAGGCUACACCGGAAUUUGCUGGAGGCCGGCUGGUUGGGUUCAGGACGCACAACCCGGCCGUUCUCGGGUACCAGCGACCGGGGAAAGACGCGUCUGUCUUGUGUCUUGCCAACUUUUCGGACGAUAGCCAGUGGGUAGGAGCGGAGACUCUUGGGGCAUUGCCAGCAGAAGCUUUGGACCUCGUCACGGAUCGGAAGAUCUCGACGAACCAAGGCAUUCAUCUGGCGAGUCAUGAAUACAUAUGGCUAAAGUAUUAGGCGAGCAUCAUCCUCGGCGCCGUUGUAAGUUCUUUCCGGGUAGGGUACUCCUUUUGUGCCAUUCAGUAUCUAUUGCAUGACCCGAUUUCUUUGGCGUGGAUUGGCAAGUUUACUUGCAGAACGCGUCAUGAAGAACUUGAUC